Messenger RNA from Ceratotherium simum simum (southern white rhinoceros), 1485 nucleotides. The record is from RefSeq and is a predicted model, not a curated record. Lineage: Eukaryota; Metazoa; Chordata; Mammalia; Perissodactyla; Rhinocerotidae.
AUGCGGCUCACGCGCGUCGCAGGUCGCAAGUGGCCUCAGCCGGAGUCCGAGUCCGAACCCGAGCGGGAGGGAGCCGGGCAGCAGUGCCGGCCGCCGUUUCCUGCCGUGCGGGCCGGGCUCCGGGCUGAUUUUGAGUGGCUUCACAAACAGUACCAGCAGGCUCUGGUUCUAGAAUUUGCUGUGGAGGAGAUCAACAGGGACCCUGAUCUUUUGCCCAACACUUCUCUGGGAUUCCAUAUCUACAAUGCCGAUCACAGUGAUGUUAGGACCUCAGAGAGCUCCCUGAGGUGGCUUUCUGGAGGGGAUUCAACCAUCCCCAAUUACAGCUUCCAAAGGCAGGCCAAGUCAGCACUUAGUAUUAGAGGGAACACAUCACCCCUGUCUCUUCAGAUGGAGGCACUAUUUGUGCUCUAUAAGUUGCCACAGACUGCCGUCUCUGAGUGUUCUCCAAGCUGUGGCCCUGGAUUUAGGAAAACUGUUUGGGACAUGGAGCCCAUCUGCUGCUUUGACUGUGUCCUGUGCCCAUUGGGGGAGAUUUCCAACAAGACAGCUAAGGAGAAGCAGUGUGUCGGUUGCCCAGAGGACCAGUACCCAAACAAGGAGAGAGAUCGCUGCCUCCCCAAGGCCACCACCUUCCUGGCCAUAGAAGAAUUCUUGGGAAUGACCUUGGCCUAUGCAGCUCUUUCCUUCUCUCUCCUCACAGUUCUAGUUCUGGGGGUCUUUGUGAGGCAUCAGGACACUCCCAUCGCCAAAGCCAACAAUCGGUCCCUCAGCUGUAUUCUCCUCAUCUCCCUGACCCUCUGCUUCCUCUGCUCCUUGCUCUUCUUUGGUCAUCCUACCAGAGUGACCUGCCUCCUCUGACAAACAACAUUUGGGAUUGUAUUCACAAUAGCUCUUUCCACCACUUUGUCAAAGACCAUCACUGUGGUUCUGGCCUUUAAGGCCACAAGACCAGAGAGCAGGAUCAGGCACUGCACAGGGCCCAGAGCUUCUAACUCUUUCAUUCUCAUCAGCUCCCUGGUCUAAAUGACGCUCUGUGAGGUGUGGUUGGUGAGCUCUCUCUCCUUUCCAGACACAGACCCACACUCUGAGCCUGCACUUAUCAUCAUAGGGUGUAAUGAGGGCUCAGCCAUGGCCUUCUACUGGGUCCUAGGACACAUGGGCGUCCUGGCCUUGGUCAGCUUCUCUAUUGCUUUUGCAGCCAGGAACCUCCCCGACACCUUCAAUGAGCCCAAGUUCCUCACAUUCAGCAUGCUGGUCUUCUGUAGCAUCUGGGUGUCCUUCCUGCCCACCUACCAGAGCACCACAGGGAAGGCCGUGGUGGCCGUGGAGAUCUUCUCCAUACUGGCCUCCAGCCUGGGGUUACUGGGAUGCAUUGCCCCAAAGUGCAAUGUGAUACUGCUGAGACCAGACAGGAACACCCAGUUAUGGAUAAAGAGGAAGGGAGAUUUGGGAAACGAAGCUAAUUCUAAAACUUUGCCUUAA